UAAUUAUCAAAGGUGGCUCAGUUCAUAACAUGACUUUGAAACGAUUCUACGCACACGUCAUCAUCGCCUCUCUGACAGCCGUCACCCUUGGCUAUAUCGUACAAACUCCAAACAUUAGGCAAGAAGCUAAUAGAAUCUCAAGAUACACUAAAGAAUCUCUGCUUAACUUCACCGAACUUACUUCCAAAUAUGGCUACGUCUCCGAGGAACACAAAGUGCUCACAGACGACGGAUACAUCCUCACCAUGUUCCGGAUAGUGAAGGCCAGGAACUGUCACCGAGCGAAGAGAUCUCCCCCGGUGCUGCUGAUGCACGGGCUGCUGCAGAGCUCCGACUCCUGGAUAGACUCGGGGCCCCACGCUGGCCUGGCCUACCUCAUCUCCGACGCCUGCUACGACCUCUGGCUGGGCAACGUCAGGGGGAACUACUACUCCCGGGGGCAUGUCCGCCUCGACCCUGACAAGGAUCCCGCUUACUGGAAGUUCUACAUCGACGAGAUGGGGGUCUAUGAUGUACCAGCGACGAUUGACUAUGUUCUCAAGCACACGAGAUCUGAGAAGCUGAACUAUAUAGGAUUCUCUCAGGGAGCAGGAACUUUCUUUGUGAUGUGUUCUGAAAGACCAGGUUACUGUGAGAAGGCUCAGCUCAUGAUCGGUUUAGCACCAGCAGCCAGACAGUUUCAUACCCAGUCCAAGAUAUACAGAACUUUGGUGCAGACAUUAGAAAAGAUGGAGGAUGCGUUAUCAGCUAACGGUGUGAUGGAAAUAUUUCCUAAGGGGGGACUUGUUCAGGAGUCGUCAUCACUAUUCUGUCAGGUGUCGAAGUUGACGCAGAUGAUUUGUGAAGUGUUCCUCAAUUUGAUCGAUCACGUGGAGGCCCCUCACAUGGGGUCUAUUACUGACAAGACUAAGAAGGUCCUCUUCGGACACUUUCCCGCAGGAACCUCUUUGCACAACAUGGCUCGCUACGGGCAGAGCAUGCAUAGUGACAGAUUCGAGAAGUUCAACUAUGGAAAGAAGCGAAAUGUGAAGUUAUAUGGAAGUGAGAAGCCUCCGGAGUAUAACCUGAGUGCCACAACUGUGUCUGUGAUGGUGCUCUAUGGGAACAAUGACGGAUAUGUGGAUACCAAAGACGUGAAGUGGCUCAUGGCUCGGCUGCCAAAUGUUCUGGAAUUUGUGAAGGUGGCCGACCCUCAGUGGAACCAUAUGGAUGUGACCUACAGUCAGUAUACUAAGAAGUCCAUAUUUCCUAAGAUUUGUGAAUAUUUGUUAAAAUAUUCGCGUGCGUAGCAAACAUUUUACAUUUUAUGUAACGUGGUUUUGAACGCUAAAGUAUUAAAAAUGUAUUAAUUUGUGUAUACGGGUAUAUUUAUUAUUUAAGGGCUUAUAAUAAACGCUCUUUUGAAGUGAAAAUAAUUGUAAUUAGGUCAAAUAUAUUUGAUAUCCGUAGGUAUUUAUUUUCAUGAACCUAAUUGAUAUUUUUUUACGGACAUUAUACUUUCUAGACAAAAAAGUCGGUAUUGAUUUUCGAAAUGCCGAUCCGCCUACCGAACAUAGUUUAUUCAUCCUCCGAGCCUUUUUCCCAAUCAUGUUGGGGUCGGCUUCCAGUCUAACCGGAUUCAGCUGAGUACCAGUGCUUUACAAGAAGCGACUGCCUAUCUGACCUCCUCAACCCAGUUACCCGGGC
Molecule: messenger RNA, 1686 nt
Organism: Helicoverpa zea (corn earworm)
Lineage: Eukaryota; Metazoa; Arthropoda; Insecta; Lepidoptera; Noctuidae
Product: lipase 1-like
Exons: 1
Coding region: 30-1289 (419 amino acids)
Biological process (GO): lipid metabolic process
Molecular function (GO): hydrolase activity, acting on ester bonds
Source: RefSeq, a predicted model, not a curated record